AUUCUCAGCAACCGUUCUGCAAUCAACAAAAUGAGAUUUUCGCUCCUUGCAAGCCUCGUCUCAUUCGCCGGCUAUGCUCUGGCUCACGGUGGUGUACAGAACUACACUAUUGACAGCGUAACCUACUCAGGUUACCAAUGGUUCGAACCGUAUGAAGGCCAGACUGACCUGAUUCAGCGAUCUUGGCACGCCUACCCGAUCACCGACCCGGCGUCUAGCAACAUGACGUGCAAUUUCAGGGGCGCGGCCGUGCAGGGCGCGUACCAUGCGCCGGUCCAGGCCGGUAGCAGCAUCUCGGUCACUUGGUCCGAGGAUGGGUAUGGCUGGCCACACACCGUCGGACCCAUCAUGGCCUAUAUGGCCUCAUGCGGGGAUGACUGUACGGCCAUAACCGAUAUAGCCAAUCUGGAAUGGUUCAAGAUUGCCGAGGAAGGACUGCGGGAGGGCCAUGCGGUAGGGGACGAGACUGGUUGGUUCCAGGACGACCUGUGGGAGAAUCAGAUUACGGACCACUGGGACGUUGUGGUGCCGGCGACUCUGAAGCCAGGGAAAUAUAUGAUCCGCCACGAGAUCAUCAACCUGGCGCUGAACCCCGUCCAGUUUUAUCCGGACUGUGCGCAACUGGAGGUCAACGGCUCAGGUUCCGGCGUGCCUACUGCAGAGUAUUUGGUCAAGUUCCCCGGGGAGUAUUCGGUGACCGAUCCUGGUAUUGCAAUAUCUGGCAAAGUUUAUGGAGACACGGUUACAAUGAACUACACGGUGCCCGGGCCGAAGGUUUGGACAGGAUAAAGGCAUGGGAUCGUCAUUUAAUAGGGCAGACUGCGCCUCGUAGAGCCAUACAUCGCAUUCUAGCCUGCGCACGUGUUAGUCCAGGCUGGUGCAGAACCUGACUGGAAACACUUAGUCCGUUAACUCAAGCGCCUACUCAUUUCGGAUAUAUCCUUGUAAAAAAGCCACUAACCUCUAUAAAACGCGCCCAUUAUACAGUUUUCUCUCCCAAAUAUAGACUAUAAG
Messenger RNA from Truncatella angustata, 1014 nucleotides. Its product is annotated as glycoside hydrolase. Lineage: Eukaryota; Fungi; Ascomycota; Sordariomycetes; Amphisphaeriales; Sporocadaceae. The coding region runs from base 31 to 789 and encodes 252 amino acids. The record is from RefSeq and is a predicted model, not a curated record. The transcript is spliced from 4 exons.